Messenger RNA from Drosophila serrata, 2519 nucleotides. It is a transcript of the gene tow, whose product is annotated as target of wingless repressor. The record is from RefSeq and is a predicted model, not a curated record. NCBI's taxonomy places the organism in Eukaryota, Metazoa, Arthropoda, Insecta, Diptera, Drosophilidae.
UACAAAAUUCCACACACUGGCAACGCGUCGCAGAUACUUUUCGGCAACUUUUCCGCAGGAAAAACCAGUGCGAAUGUAAAUAAUUGUUGAGGAGAGAACCGACAACAGUUCCUGUUAGUGUUUAAAUGCCUGCGAACGGAUAGCGUUAAAUUAGUGAAAAUUGAAUAAAACAGAAGGAAGAAUAGACGACAAACGUAAAUAAAAGGCCAGAGCGAGAGGCGACGAGUGACGAGCGCCACACGGACAGAGAGCGUGAGCGAGAGAGGGCAACGUGUCGAGCAACAAAUUAAUAAUACAAAAAAUAGAAAAAUAAAGAACAACACAAAUAACAGCGAGAAAAGUAACACACAAAUUGAAAACAACAACAAAAGCGGCAGAAGCAGCAGCGAUUCUGGAUUUCUAGAGGCGUUUGCGGCGGCACAUUCAAAAGAUGGGCUGUGGACAGAGCAAGAUUCACUUGUAUCCCCGGAAAUCGAAGAGUAAAGCUAACGGCAAGAAAGGAGGACAUGCCGACUCGGAUGCUGAAACGGACGAGGACGAAGGCCAUAUCGAGGAUGCCGAGAAGGCACAGCAGCGCGACCGCGAGAAGCAUGACGAGAGCGAGGAGCAAAGCAAUAAGGACAUCCAGGACAGUGACGAGGACGUGGCCGUCUCCCUACUGCGCGCCAAGAACCUAUCGCUGCUCCAGAGCCAGGAAAUAUCAUCUAGCCAGCAGAACUUCUUCCGCAUGCUGGACAAGAAGAUCGACGAGGGCCCUGACUAUGACUCCGCCAGUGAGACGGAGAUUGCCCUGGAGGAGGCCCGACUGAACGCCCUGCGCCAGCACUGGGAAUCCGCCAGCAUUACCGCCUCCAUCUGCUCCUCCGCCAGCCGAUCGCUGCAGACCACACCCAUCCGCCAGGUCCAGGUGCCGCUGAAGCAGCCACCACGUGGCGCCGGCCUGCUGCUCCAGCCCUCUAGCGCCGCCAGCGUCGUCUCCUCCGCAAUGGUCACGUUACCCACGACGGAGUAUCUACCUCAGCAUAUGAUGGCGGGGCGACAGCAGCAGCAACAGGUCCAGACCCAGCAGCAGCAGCAGGCGGCGGCAGCGGCCGCGGUGCUCUACCAGCAACAGCAGCAGCAACUUAUCCUGUUGCCGCAGCUGGAGACCAACGUAGUCAACACGUCCACGGCGGCGGCAGCAGCACAGCUCGCUCAGCUGCAGCAGCAGCAACUUAACCAGCAGCAGCAGCAGCAGCAGCAGCUCUACCAGCAGCAACAGCAAUAUCUGCUGUCCCUUCCCGCCGGAGCCAAGCCGCAAAGCGUGAGCCCAAAGCGCCUGAUCUAUGCCAUCGGCGUCGGCCGCUCCUCCUCUACCACCCAAUAUUGCCCCGAAUCGUACGAACCGCCAACCGCUCCACACAGCCAAAGCCAGCAGCAGCAGCAGCAGCCGCCGCCUCCACCGGGAGCCUACUACGGGGAUAUGAUGCACGGCGUACAGACCGCACCGGCGGCGGAAUACAAAUUCCCACCGGCCAUCAGCGUGCAGCGUUUGGCGCCGCAGGUGCAGCGGCAGUUGCGUGAGACGCAGGAACUCAUAAAAGACUCGUGCCCGCAGCUGUAUGCCGCGGGCUAUGGCAGCCCAGGACCACCGAUACGCAACCCCAGCAGGAACCCAACUAGAACUAGACCCACCCUGGAGACGCAGUUCUCGCAGGAACUCUCGUGAUAUCUAUAUAUGUAAACAAACAGCCAGCAGACCGAAGGAGCAGCAGGAGGAUUGAUGCACACCCACAUUCACACACAGUUUUGGACAAAACUGCAGCCAAAGAACAAGCACCAAAACAAAAAAUUACCAAAUUAUAAACAAUCCCCCAAUGAUAAAAAAUCAAGAAAGCCAAAAAAAAGAACAUCAAUUAAGAAAUUGUAAAACUGCACUCAAUGUUUCAAACCCUCAGAAGAACAAAAACAAGGACCCCGGGGGGCAAGUAUUGAGCCCCCAAACAUGCGUCGUACUACUUACAAACCCCGAGAGAAGAGCAACAAAAUACUACUAAACCUAAAAGCGAAGCAACAAAUAACGAGAAGCAGCAUUAACUAAAAAUAUUCAAGAAGGCAGCCAAGUGGAGUGCGAACGACUAGGAUACGGAUACGCCAAUUGGAUCAGAUCAGAAAGCGCAAGGUAUGUAGGUUUAGGAAGCGAGUAUAACGUUAUAAAGCGAAUAUAUACAAAUAUGCUAAAAAUGCCACAAAGAGGAAAGGAUCUAGGAGGAAUAGACCCCGAUAGCAAACACAAAUCAAUAAUAUAAAGUGUAACAAACAAAUGACUUAUACAUUCUCACGCAAUUUUGUUAGUCAUAAUGUCUCAUGGUGUCAUUUUUUAAAGAAUAUUUUCCGUAAAAUUCUCGAAAAUGGUGUAAUAACGUUGGAAAAUGGUAAAGGAAGGAAGAAAUAUUAAAGAAGAUUAAAGAGACGAUUGAAUGUUCGUUGGAAAUGCAAUUAACGGAUGGAUGCUGUCUAGAAAUAUUUGUAUAAUUUAG